AUGGAAUUCAAUGUUAGAACUUUCCUUGCAACAGUGGUGAUGUUUCUGUUGGCAUCAAGUGUGUUAAUUAUGGAAAGUGAGGGUGCUGGAGAAUGUGGAAAGACACCUAUUGGUUCAGCAGCUGCUAGUCUAAGUCCAUGCUUAGAUGCUACACGUAAUGUGAGGGCAAAAGUUUCACCAGCUUGUUGUACUAAAGUUGGUGCUUUGCUUUCAACUUCUCCAAAAUGUCUUUGUUCAGUUCUUUUGUCGCCUCUUGCUAAACAAGCUAAGAUUAAUCUUGCUAUUGCUAUUACUAUUCCUAAGAGAUGCAACAUUAGGAACAGACCUGCCGGAAAGAAAUGUGGAAAGUACACACUUCCUUGA
This is a messenger RNA of Vicia faba (fava bean), 363 nucleotides long. Lineage: Eukaryota; Viridiplantae; Streptophyta; Magnoliopsida; Fabales; Fabaceae. The record is from the annotation of a GenBank genome assembly.